This is a messenger RNA of Tachysurus vachellii, 4723 nucleotides long. Its product is annotated as E3 ubiquitin-protein ligase TRIM35-like. The record is from RefSeq and is a predicted model, not a curated record. The transcript is spliced from 7 exons. The coding region runs from base 273 to 1682 and encodes 469 amino acids. Gene Ontology annotation, molecular function: protein binding; zinc ion binding. NCBI's taxonomy places the organism in Eukaryota, Metazoa, Chordata, Actinopteri, Siluriformes, Bagridae.
GAGACGACUGCAGUCCUUCAUAAACAGCCUGCAGUCCUUCAUAAACAGCCUGCAGUCUUCUGCUCUGGUGAGUUUAGGUUUGUUUUCAGUUUAUUGAGAAAUCUGAGUCUCAUUUUCAGCACUGUGAAAGAAAGUGAUUAUUAACUGGACCUACAAAGUCGUCUGUUUAACUGAAAAAAACCCCUGAAAUUAGAGUGUUGUUACUUUUACCAAACUGAAAGUGAAACUCUGAGCAUUCGGACUGGAGAGAACAACAACUGCAGUAAAAUAAAAUGGCUUCUAAGUUUUCAGAGGAGGAUUUCUCCUGUCCUGUGUGCUGUGAAAUCUUCAAGGAUCCUGUUCUUCUGCGCUGCAGUCACAGUGUGUGUAAAGUGUGUUUGCAGCAGUUCUGGGAGACCAAAGGAUCCAGAGAAUGUCCUCUUUGUAGGACAAAGUCAUCUAUAAAAGAUCCUCCCAAAAAUCUGGCCUUAAAGAACCUGUGUGAGACUUUCUUACAGGAGAGAAGUCAGAGAUCUUCAUCAGGGUCUGAAACAGUCUGCAGUCUGCACAGUGAGAAACUCAAACUCUUCUGUCUGGAUGAUCAACAGCCGGUGUGUGUGGUGUGUCAUACUUCAAGAAAACACACCAACCACAAAUUCUGCCCCAUUGAUGAGGCAGUAACAGACUGUAAGGAGAAGCUCAAAACUGCACUGAAGCCCCUACAGGAGAAACUGAUGAUCUUUACAGACUGUAAACUAAACUCGAGUCAGACCGCGGAACAUAUAAAGAUUCAGGCCCAACACACAGAGCGUCAGAUUAAGGAACAGUUUGAGAAACUUCACCAGUUUCUACGAGAUGAAGAGGCAGUCAGGAUCGCUGCACUGAGAGAGGAAGAGGAGCAGAAGAGUCAAAUGAUGAAGGAGAAGAUUGAGAAUCUGAGCAGAGACAUAUCAUCUCUUUCAGACACAAUCAGAGCCAUAGAAGAGGAGAUGAGAGCUGAAGACAUUCUGUUCUUACAAAACUACAAGGCCACAGUGGAGAUGAGAGCCCAGUGCACACUGCAGCAUCCAGAGGAGCUUUCAGGAGCACUGAUCCAUGUGGCAAAACAUCUGGCCAACCUGAAGUUCAGAGUCUGGGAGAAGAUGCAGGACACUGUCCAAUACACACCUGUAACUCUGGACCCCAACACUGUUCAUCCUAAACUCAUUGUAUCUGAUGAUCUGACCAGUGUGAGACUCAGUGAUGAGAGACAGAAACUUCCUGAUAAUCCAGAGAGAUUUGAUAAAUAUUACUGUAUCCUGGGCUCUGAGGGCUUUAACUCAGGGACACACUGCUGGGAUGUUGAUUUUGGAGACUGUACAAGUGUGGGUGUGAUGACAGAAUCUGCUCAGAGGAAGGGGGCGAUAAUCUCCAGAAGUGGAAUCUGGUAUGUGGGGUAUUAUAAAGGUAAAUAUGGAGCACGUUCUACACCACAGAAGCCCACUCUCCUCUCAGUAGAACAGAAACUCCAGAGGAUCAGAGUGAAACUGGACUGGGACAGAGGAAAGCUGUCAUUCUCUGACCCUCUUACUAACACACACAUACACACUUUCACACACAUAUUUACUGAUAAAUUACUGCCAUUUCUACGUGUUUCAUCUAAAGAAUCUCCUCUAAAAAUCCUCCCUCUUCAAAGCACUGUAAGAGUGAAUCAGAUCAGUUAGAGCCAGGGGCUUUUUUUGUCUGUGAUCUCAGCCACCCUAAAAUUAAAAGUGUAAUUUUUACUUUCAUAAAUAAACAAUAAAAAUUACGUUAAAAUGUCAGGACAUGUCGUCGAUUGGAAAGAAAAUUAUUUAUCAGUUUGAUCCAAGAGCGAUUUUUUUUUACUUUGCUUUUACGCGCGUGCAUUGUAGUCUUUCAAAAGUGCGUCAUCAGCUGUCUGCUGUAUUUGAACGGACAAGCACCGGCACGCACAGCGUGCACGUUAGUCAGAGCACUUAUCUAUAACGUUAAUCGGCGGAAAGCCACAAAGACGGCAACCAAAAGCAGUGAAAUUUCACUAUUCUUAUUACCAGAGGUGAUAGCACAAACAAAAUAUUAAUGCAAACAAUCCAUUCAAUAAUAAAUAAAAAUAACAUUUAUUGAUUUGUUCUUUGUCUUGUGAAUAUUUUUUAUUAAUGACUGCAUUCAUUGGACACACUGUUCGUAGAGAAUGCACACAUACAUGAACUGAUUUGAUUCAAGACUGUCAUCAUUACAUCAUGCAUAAGAUUUUGGUGUCCACUUUUGCCAUUUUGAAUAAUACCAUAACUUUUGGCUUACUAUGUAGAUAUAUAUUAUAUAAUAUAAAACUCUUCUUGUUUUAAAUUCUCACUGAGGGCUAAAACCCCUAAAGAUGAAAUCCUAGAACUGCAACUGGUUAGAGCUCAUUGUUUUAUUCCAGUUUAUUAAUGAAAUAUAAGAUUCAGAUUCUUUGUGAAAGUUUGUUAAAAGUUGAAAUCACUGAACAGUUCAUUGUGAAAAGUUUAUUAGUCUUGUGGCAUUUGUAAAUAACCGUAAGUAUAUUUUGUUACAGGAAAGGCGAUUGUCUUUUAUUUUGAAAUUUUUGUAUUGCAAUGUUUGACUUCUGGUCUUAAGCUAACUCCUUUUUUUUUGUGUUUAAGAUGCGCACGCCUUGGCUAGUGCAGUUUCAUAGAUAUCUAUACAUAGAUGUCGCCUUGGGCUCCUAAAAAUGCGUCAAAACCGCCGCCAUCUUUGUACAGUGCUCUUGUACUUCAAAUGAAUGGACGAUGCCGGACUUCUGUGCUGCGUUUGGGUGUUCAAACGAAAGAAAUCUAAAAACCAGACAGCAAGGGAUUACAUUUCACAGAUUCCCAAAUGAUAAACAGAGACGUCAGUCAUGGACAAGUUGCAGGGAUACUAAACACUUUUUUUUUUUAAAUGGUUAACUCAGCUGACAGUCCUGGAAGGAUGUCACCAGUUAGGUUGGCAGUUCAGCCUCAAAGUCAAACUUUGUUUAUGUAACUUUAUUACAUACUUAUUUAAUGUUGCAAAAGUAUUGUGGGAAAAGAAUAAAUAAAAGAUUGAACAAUCUUUAGCACCUCAACUAUCUAACUUUCACAUUAUGUUCCUCUCAAAUUUGUGAUUUGCUUCCACCUUCAGAUUGCUUUGUGUAUCAUAUUUAAUAAACCAAUACAAUUUAAAUGUUUAAAUUAACAUGUAUAGUCACACCAUUGGUAAGGUAAGGAGUGAUUGUUCAUUUAAAGUUUACUCAAAUGGAAGAAUGUAACUAAUAAACUUACACCUACUAGCACUAUGCAUUAUAUUGUGAAAAAGUAGAUUAUCUUAAUAUCAAAACCAAAAUUUUCUCUGGACUUAAUGAUAAAUACAUGUCUGACCAUUGGAACGAACCAAAAAAAACUAGAAAAUCGCAUUCAUGACGAUUUAUGUUGAUUUUAUUUCUUUGCCUACAUUGACUCUGAUGAAUAAACAGGAGGGGGUCCCCUGUACCAAGAUGGCGGCUCAAUUGACGCAUUUGUUCCAAUGUACUGCCGUAUACAAGGCAACAUCUAGUGUAGAUAUCUAAGGUGCAGUUUAUAGUAUAGCUUGGUAUACCAAAUACGGCAAUAACUUCGACCCGAAGCCGUGGUUAAUGUCUAAUUCGCACUUGCCGCCCCUCAGGGGUUUUUUACAGCUGGUCACUUCAUGCGUUUUCUGUGAUCAGAUAGCUAUCCGAUCGUAAAAAGACCAGGUGUAAAUGCCCUCCGAUCGCUCAAACCACUUCAGAAGGUGGUCUGGGACGCAUUUCAGAUGAAACUGGACAGGUGUAAAUGAAUGUGGUUGUUCAAGCCACAUAUGUCAGCGCUAUACUUCUCCCAAACGGAAGUACGUCACUCGCAGGUGACUCGCGAGUCGUGCAUCGGGCCAGAAACAAAUAUGUUUUCCCAUCAGUACUGGCUCCGAUCUUUCACUCAGGUGUCUCAUUGGGUCUUAAAAUGCACUGCUGCCGCCAGCGAAAAUGCACCAAACAGUAAAUGCUGUUUUUUGUAGCAACCGCAUACACCAAGGCGUGUUCCAUUUCAAAUUACCCCGGAAAUGAGGUAAAAUAUAUUUGCAUAUUGGGCAGGAGUAGAAAGAUCAGAUUGAUAUCUGAUUCGCCAAGACGCAUUUGUGUGGCCUAAUGUAAAUGGAACAGUUUUAAAAAAUCAGAUAGCUAUCGGAUCAGAGAAAACACGUGAAGUGACCAGGUGUAAAAAGGCCCUCAGAAGAGGCAAAAGAUGUUAAAUAAGUUGAGAUAUGAGCAUUUUGUCUGUUAAUGUGUUCGUUUUGCACAAAUGUAAGACAGCAGAUUGUGAACAAUGUUAGCUGAUCAGUUUCAUGUUUUGUUUACAUCUGAGCUCUUAUGUUGGUGAUAUGGUGAAUGGAUUAAUGUUCAUAAAGGAUUAAACUUCAUAAAAUCAUCAGUAAAAGUCUCACCCUUGUUCGGGUUGCAUGCUACAGCGCUAUUACUGUUACGGUUCAGCCCGGACAUUUGGCCAUGUGCUUCUGUUUAUGUUCUGUAUCACGUGUCUGCCCCGCCCUUGUUUACUCCUCCCUGUCUCUACACACCUGUUCCCUAUAUGUUCAUUGUCUUGUCUAUUUAACCGUGCCGCGUUGCAGAUGGCAGGGCGGAAUCAUCGUCAUGUACCUCGUCCUCUAUCCUGUUGUCGUCGUCAUUGUUCCUGUUCUGUGUAUUUUAGUUAUUAAACAUAUUUAUUUGAAGCUA